Molecule: messenger RNA, 3284 nt
Organism: Bemisia tabaci
Lineage: Eukaryota; Metazoa; Arthropoda; Insecta; Hemiptera; Aleyrodidae
Product: phosphatidylinositol glycan anchor biosynthesis class Q
Biological process (GO): GPI anchor biosynthetic process; cytoplasmic translational elongation
Cellular component (GO): ribosome; endoplasmic reticulum; membrane
Molecular function (GO): structural constituent of ribosome
Source: RefSeq, a predicted model, not a curated record
AAACAAAAGUUUGAUAAGAGGUAGAGGAGGGCCACUGCUGAUAAGUGAUUUUAAGUGAUAAAAAGUUGACAAAAGUGUUUUCAGCUAACCCAAUGUUUAUUUUUCCACGUCCGGUUUCUCAGUUUACCGCAACCGCAUGUACCCAUUUUGAUGAAAACGAUAUUACAUCUUCUAUAUCCUCCUAGAACAGGACUGACCUGAAGAAGUGAAGAAUCAAGAAUCCCUGCUCCCCGCAAGUUGCUUUAAAUGUGUCCGGAUCCCUUCUUUUCGAGUGGGCAUGAGUGAUAAUCUAAUUGCUGCGAUCAUAACUAAAGAUUGUAGGGUAACAGGUCAGUCAAGAAGACAUAACUGUAUUGAAUGUGCUUGCAGGCAUUAUCGAACCUAUGACGAAAUUAGCAAUCAUAUUCUUACCAUGUGAUCUCUAUCAAGCACGUAAUGGUUUUCUAUAUGGAAUAGUUCAAACUCUGGCAGAAGGAUCAACUGUCUUCUAUGUUUUAGGACAUAAUGAAGAAAGAUCUCCACUUAAAUCGAAAACCGGGUUGAAAUACUUGGGAUCUUUCGGAUCUGACAAUAAUGGUGAACUCAAGUUCUCUUCAGAGAGACAUUGGCUCCAAGUGCAGCUACUGAAUCAAGAGCUCCUAAUACAUCAUGCAAUUGGGCAUAGUAGGAAUUUACUCAGCGAUUGUUCAUCAGUCAUAUCAAUCAUUUAUGACCCUCAAGCCUUCUUAACGUCAGAAUUGUUGGAAUGUUCUGCCAGUCCAAGCAAAAUCACAGGCAAAAUAGAGGAUGUGGAACACCUUAAAAUUUUAACCAGCCUGUUACAAGACUUGAAGCAUGAUACUAUCCGGAAUAGCUCUGUAGAAAAUUUUCCCCGUUCUACUUUACUGCAAUGUCUGUCUUAUACUUUAAGACUAUUGAAGCCUGUUCUCUGCAUUUCUCAGAAGCUUUUUCCUGUUUUGAAAAUUUUCUGGAUCUGCUGUCGUUUCAUUUGCUUCCUUGAAAAUGUCAUCUGGUGUAUAUCAACGUAUGUUACGGAGAAGAAACUCACUCUUAAAGCAGGAAACUACAUUUUUGGGAGAGUUCUGGAUUCAAUUUUGGGAAUCUUGACCCUUUAUUACCUGAUGGAGAAUUUUACAAAUGAUGAGCUGUUCCAGUUGAUGGCGAAUCUGUCAGAGGAUAUUGUUAUGAAGUUGCGCAUCAUUAUUCACUGGUUGAUGGGAAGCCCUGCUGGACUUAAAUUGAAUGCUCCGUUAACUAAUUUGCUUGGACAGUUUUAUCUAUACCAUGUCAAUCUUUGGUGGUCCUUUUUAGUUGUCACCCGACCAGGGCUGGAGAUAAUUUAUGCAGCCUUCUUGCGAAUCGGUUUACUUGGAUUAUCUUUUCAAAUUUCAAUCUUAUCCGAUCUCCUAAUGUUUACAAGUUUUCACAUCUACUGCAUUUACGUUUAUGCUGCCAGGUUGUUUAAUCUCCAAUUAACAUUCCUAUUCUACCUCCUGCGGGUGAUGAUUGGGCGCAAGCGAAAUCCAGAGCCAGGACAAGUGGAUUCAGAUCCCUAUACCACUGAGACAUUGUUCUUAGGAACUUUGGCAUUCACGAUUCUUCUUUUCCUUCUACCAACCACCUUUGUAUAUUAUUUAAUGUUUGCAAUUUUGCGAAUGAUACUGGUGGCAGUGGGAGGUCUAUUGGCACGAAUCAACCUUCUCCUGCAGACCCUUCCAGUCUUCGUUACAUUUCAAUGGUUCUUCAACAGCUCACGAAUGGCCAAUUCCUUUGACCUGAGACCAAAGUCAAUCAACUCUCACAGCAACCAUGUUGUGCUCAGCAUUGCUCCAGUUACCACUUCACUCUGGUCCAUUAUCAAAUCAAGUAUACCUGAUGCAGUGAAAUUUCCCCGACAGGUGGACUGGCCUCACAUAAUUCGAAGCCUGGCAUUUGGACGACUUAUUUACACCAUAUAGAAAAAUGUGAAAGAUUAAGUUCCUCAUAAAUUUUUAAGGUUAAUAUAAUAAAUUUUUUAUACAUUAUUAAAUAUCUCAUUAAGAUAAUCAAAAUUGAAUAGUACAAGCAAUUGAAUUCAGAACUAGUCUAAGAGUGGGUUCGAAGAACUAACACAGUGACAAGAUAAUUUCCCGGUUUUAACUAUGUUUUAAUCAUUUUCAUUAAAAUAAUUUGUACUAUAGUAUUUUUCUUAUCAUUACUGGGAACAAAGCUCAAAAACAUACAUUUAAGGGGCUUAGAGGACAGGCGCAUAAGCACAGUUAUUGGAAAAAUUGAGAUAGGCAAUUAAGAGUUCAAGGAAACUAGUCUUAAUGCAUAUCCUGUGAAAAAUUCGGUCUCAAAUUCCAAUUUUUAAGCAACAAAAAGUCAGUUUGUACGUUUUUUCAGCUAUGAGGAUCCAAGUAAUUUCGAAACUUCAAACUCGUAUUUUUCGAAAUAGCAAAAACAGCACUUGUGCGCGUUGUCCUCCAAGCCUCUCAUUUAAGCAAGAGAAUCCAUCAAAAAAUAUUAAAUGGUUCUAACAUUAAAAAGUGGGGAGAAAAAUUUUCAGACGUCCCUUACAUGGUCAUCAAAUGCUGUUCCCUCACUGUUAAGUUUUGCAGGGCUUAGACAAUAUAUUUCUAGGAUGAAAGUUGACUGUCUAAAAACCAAAUGAGUUUCAAGUGUACAUUAUACUGGAAUAAUAUGCAAAUUUUGAGCAUAUGUUGCGGGUGAGGCGGAUUGGGUAAGAUUUCCUCUUCAUAGCCAUGGUAGAAGGAAAAAGGUACGGAAAUUGAACCGUCUUGCCUCUGAUCGACUUGUCCGAUUUGUACUCCAUGUCAAAGUGAGACAGGACCCAAAAAAUCACUUGCAAAAAUCAAUUUUAUGGGUGUUGAAGUUUGACAACAUACAUGAUUAGAUUCUACAAAUGAUGACUUGAAGUGAUUGAAAAUAAUGAAUUUUCAUCGAUGUUAACAUUGGAAGAAAAUAGGCAAGCAGUUCAAAUCACAAAAAUUGUGAAACUUUUAAGACUACUCACCAGUGUCUUCAAUAGCUGUAACUUCGGGUUUCACAAGCAUCCUUGAUUCUGAGAAUAUAGUCUGGUAAAGAGCAGCCAAUUGCAAGUAUCUGACUGUUUCUUCCUCUAUGUUUACUACUUUACCUGUGAUCAAAGUUAAGGCAUUCACAAAAAAUUAAAGCUGUCCUAGAGAACCUAAAGAAUAAAUAAGGAGGGCUCAGAAAUGUACCAAGGUAGCUAUGUAUUAUAUUACAGUCAUAAUAAAGGGUGCCCUAGACCACUAGAACUA